Osmia bicornis bicornis is the source of this 4696-nucleotide messenger RNA. It is a transcript of the gene Nha1, whose product is annotated as sodium/hydrogen exchanger 9B2. Gene Ontology annotation, biological process: proton transmembrane transport. Bases 1261 to 3120 code for a protein of 619 amino acids. Gene Ontology annotation, molecular function: antiporter activity. The transcript is spliced from 6 exons. Gene Ontology annotation, cellular component: membrane. NCBI's taxonomy places the organism in Eukaryota, Metazoa, Arthropoda, Insecta, Hymenoptera, Megachilidae. The record is from RefSeq and is a predicted model, not a curated record.
GUUUAGUCGUUGGUUAACCGUGCUCGUUCAACAGCGUCGUUUCCGCGCUGUUCGCGUGUGCGUGACGCUUCUCAUCGAAGAAGCUCUUCGUUCGAUGAAGCAAGCUGUUUUCUUUUCUAUUCACGACCUUCGAUGAACGAACCGAUCAAGGUGAAAUCGUGACACCUUGAAAAGUAUAGAAAUGGACAGGUUACACCGUCUUAGAGCUUUCGUUUUUGAUCUUUCCUCGUUUAUCCAUUUUCCUCUAACUUCGUUGCGCUUCUCCUGUGAAAGGUUCGUUUGACAAACGAUCAGUAGUGCAACUCGGAACGGAGGAGGCGAGUUAGAACCGGCAACGAGAACCUUGAAUUUCGCGCUAACGAGGUGAACAAAGCUCGCUGCGUCGGCGGAGAGGAUCCGCGUUCUAACAAAACCGGGUCAAGGUGUCAAAGACGUCAAGCAGUCGCGGAGAUAUCGGCGUAAGGUGUUAGCGCAGCGAGUACCCCAGGAAAACAAAGCGUCACGCGACUCAGUUAACGAUCGCCGGCUGGGUAUCAGCCACGUGAUCGUUAAUCAACGAUCGGGGAUCAUCGUGUUUGGACUUUCUCGGGAGUCAUCGUCACGCGACUCCGCUACUGUCAACGAUCGUCAGGCAGAGGGAGAGCUGUGAUGGUGAACCGAGCCAUCUUUAUCGGCAGUCAAUCGCGGAAAGUCGUCGCUUGCUUGUUCCGCUGAUAGCUCCGGCGACUUUUAAACUCGUCGCCUUCUACAUUUUGAACUUGAACCGCGAACCGAGUGGGCGACUCGAAGGAUACCGCGUUAACACUUCAACUCGUUCGGUCAUUUAAAAUACUUGCAAUUAAGACAGCUCGGAAUAUAACGAAGUUUCAAGAGACCGGUGAUCACGAAUUAUCAAAAAGAAACGGGAAUUUGAGUCGCACGUUGAGUACAUGGAUUCGUGUUGCUUCAAGAAAAUCUCUGAUCUUGGAAACUGGAAAUACUUGUGUAUUCUAACGAGGAACUUAAAGGACUCUUGGAUCCCCGUCGCCAAGCUGGACCUCUUUGCUUCAGUGCUUAGGAAGAUCGCGAAGCUAACGUAGCAACUGUCUAAUUAAAAGAACUUCGUUGCACCGAAUUAAAUUGCAACACUCGAAAUUGAAAUUCUACGUUCCCUGAAUGCAACUCGAUAUCUUUGGAUCUUGAGUUGAAUUUUUACACGCGUUAUUGAAGUUCAGCUUUCCCAGGGACAGCUGCUUUUCACCCAUCGAAGAGUGUAUCGAUAUGGAGAUCGAUAUGACCGGCAAAACAAACAGAUCUAACGAAGAAUUAACGAAAAGACGCGUCUCCAUUAGCGAUCAGAUCCUAGGACUGGAUAAUCCUGGCUUCGAUCAUCAUCGACGCAUAAGCGCCAGCUCGGAGCAUAAUUCCGAUCAGGGCCGCGGUAAAUCCAUAAUGCAACACGGGGGUAGCACGGAGAAUAUUCAGCACAAAUUCGAUCUCGAGAAUGGCAGGAUAAACGGGAACAGGAAGAAGUCCACGUACAGUCUGACGAGUUCCAUCAGGGACAAGAUCCAGUAUUCGGAAGAGCUGGAACGCAUUCGUUCCAGGUCGUGGUUGUAUCUGUUCUGCACGAGAUGUCAUGGACGCGACGACACACCGUCCUGGGAACCACCCGGUUGGAGGAAAGCUUGUCCUCAUCCAUUUUGUCCAAGCUACAGAAAAUUCGCCAGGAUCCUGUGUCUCUUUUUGUUGGGCCUACUACUCUGGGGCAUCGUCUACACGAUAUUAGGCGAUGACGCUGCCCCAGGUGGCCAACUAUUCGGCCUCGCUGCCCUUUGCAUAACAGCGCAUUUCGCCGGAUGGUUGUUCUCGCUGACCACCCUUCCUGCGCUAAUUGGCAUGCUGAUUACCGGGAUUAUAUUUCAAAAUGUCGGCUUGGUGCACAUCGAAGGUAGUUACACCGUCGUCGUCUCCAAUCUCCGAAAAAUUGCUCUAGUCAUUAUCCUCACCAGAGCCGGUCUGGAUUUGGAUCCAAACGCCCUGAAGAGGUUGAGAGUCACCGUACCAAAACUUGGUCUAAUCCCAUGGAUCGUUGAGACGAUCGUGGUUGCUACGUUAACGUCGCACUUCCUCGAGUUGCCUCUAGUAUGGGGUUUUCUACUUGGAAGCGUGGUUGCUGCUGUUUCGCCGGCUGUAGUUGUGCCGUGUCUCUUCAGGUUACGUGCUAAAGGUUACGGAGUUGCCAAGGGCAUCCCUACUUUAAUCAUCGCUAUAUCCGGAAUCGAUGAUGCAGCUUCAGUUGCAAUUCACGGAAUCAUGAAAAGUAUCAUGUUUUCCCACGAUGCACUAUGGUAUCAAAUAAUCCAAGGACCUAUAUCCAUUAUCGGAGGACUUGGAUUCGGUGUCCUAUGGGGGUGGCUCGCGAAAUACGUCCCGGAAAAGGGCGACCCCUACAUGGUGCCCAUGAGAGUACUAAUGUUAUUAGGAGGUGGACUGGUAGCGGUAUUUGGAAGCGAGGCGAUCGAACUAGGGGGUGCUGGACCAUUGGCUGUGGUCGCUGCUGCCUUCGUCAGCUGUUAUUUCUGGCAAACACAAGGCUGGGAAGUCGACGACAAUCCUGUGGCUACAGCGUUCGAGAUCUUCUGGAUGAUCUUCGAGCCCAUCCUGUUCGCCAUGACGGGCACGCAAAUUAAAAUCGACGAACUGGACGGUAAAACCGUGUAUCUGUCACUCGGAUGUCUCCUAGCAGCCUUCAUAAUUAGAAUAAUCGUAACGAUCCUCGUUGGGGUUGGCUCGAAAUUGAACCUCAAGGAGAAAGUGUUCAUUGCUUUAGCCUGUAUGGCGAAAGCGACCGUUCAGGCAGCUUUAGCACCCACCACUCUGGACAGAAUUGACCAUAACAAUCCGAAAGAGAUGUACUAUGCUGAAACAGUGGUAACUGUGUGCAUACUCUCGAUACUGCUCACAGCUCCUACAGGAGCAAUCCUUAUUACCCUGUCGGGACCGAAGCUCCUGACGAAGACCACAGCGCCUAUGGUGCCUCCCGAGGGUUGGAAAGCUCGCAGACCCUCGAUUCGAGACAUUUCCAUCAUCAACGAGGACCCGGACCUCGAGGAGACCGCAAACGAGAGGAAGCCUUGAGGCGAAAUGCUUGUGCAAAUGGUGCUCCCUCGAACGUGACCGUUUUUCCUUAUUUCUCCGUAGAUCUUGUGUUACACUCGCGUCACAGGUUAAUUCAGUAGUGGGUGCCUUGGUUCUUUACAAUUGAAUGUUCAUUGGUAACAAGGAGAGUCUGCCAAAUGGUGGCUUUCAAUUUUAAUCAGCUUUCCUAUGCUAAUUGAUUACAUUGUUAUAAGUUCUUUUGUCCUCCUUUCCCAUGGAUCUGCCGUACCUUCCCAUAAACAUCCCGGAUUUCCGGCUCUGUCCAUUAUUCUCUGAGGGUUCAGGGAUUUCUGGGCCCGAUCAUAAAUCUCCCCUGACCCAGAUUCCCCUUCUCCAUAAGUGGUCUCCAAGAGAAUAACGGAUAUAAGGGAGGACGCCCCAUAUUCUAUUCUGAAUUAAUCUUAACAUUAAUAUCUGCAAAUUACAAUUUUGAAAAUUUUCGUAUAAUAUUUAAAUCUUUAAUUUUCUGGUAUAUAGUAAAUGAUAAGGGUGUAGCUACUUGUAUUGUACCACGUUUUCCCCCUUGUAUACAGAGAUUAUAAUAACGUGAUUUAUCAACGUAGAAAGGCUCAUUAAAAUCAAGGUAUCACUUGGCGAGCUGUUCCUGCAAGUUUCAGGCUUUGUUGCUACAAGUUAGGAGAAUGGUGAUUAAUUAUUUUCUGAUGUUUAAGGAUUAAAUGCGACUUCUGAUUUACGCCUGGAGGUAAUCCAUGAGCUUCGUUUAAAAGAUGAAAAAUCUUGCCUCCAUUCGAAAUUUUAGAUGAUUUGUUGUGUGUUCUUUAAGGUUGUUACUGGACAACGUUUUAUCUUUGAGGUUCGAGCCUAGAUCUGCUUAAUCAAAUUCAAGCAAUAAGAAAAUUAUUUUUGUGACUAGAGGUAAUUAUAAUUAAGAAGAAAUUCGGUAGGAAUUUUAUAGAUCGUUAUUGAAAAAUAUUUUCAACUCCCUACAAAUACCCCUUGAUAUAAGGAAAAAGAAACAAACAUAAAUAAAAAGACUGGCAAUUUGAUAUGUUUGAAAGUUAGGAUUUUAAAGAUUUUAUAAGAGAUGACCUCCUUUGACAGUUAUUUGUAAAAAUUUCUUUAACACUUACACAAAAUUCAAGAUCACUUUAAUUCGAGGGUCAAAUAAUUUUCUGAAAUGUGAUACGUGUUAACAGAAAAAAAAGACACGUGUUGUAUGAACAUGGUACACACUUUUUUUUUAGAUUGUUCUGAAACUAUAAUGUUAUAAAUUAUAGGUAUGAUUGAUGAAUGCGUGUGCCUGUGCACGUGUGUGGAUAUGUGUGCUUGUACAUACUCUGUGUCUAUACAAUUAGCCUUGAACACGAGAGCGAAAGAGAAAUGCGACAUAGUCAGCGAAUUGAUUAAUCGAUCGGCUGAGACUUCAAGUAAACGGUGUUCGCUUGUACUAAUCGAUUAAUUAAUUAGCUUGAGAGGACGCCGAGAUUAAUUUGCCAGAUGGAAGGGAUGACAGUGUGCCAGUAAAACCUUACUGUUGGUAGAUAUUAAACAUUCAAUUCCACUAUGUUAGAAUUAAAAAAUAAUUAGUUAACGA